This is a messenger RNA of Hevea brasiliensis (rubber tree), 851 nucleotides long. Its product is annotated as CMP-sialic acid transporter 3-like. The transcript has 4 exons. Bases 465 to 836 code for a protein of 123 amino acids. The record is from RefSeq and is a predicted model, not a curated record. Lineage: Eukaryota; Viridiplantae; Streptophyta; Magnoliopsida; Malpighiales; Euphorbiaceae.
GCCUGGAGGCCGAGUUUGCGAGUGAAUUCAAAGCAAGUGAAUUUUAUAUUUAUAAUAAAAAUUUCGCAUUUAAGCCGUACCCCUCUGUCCCUCGGAGUCCCUGUGUGUGCAUAUUCUUCGCAUCUCUUUAAACAUUCUCAGAGAAUUCAAGUUCUCGUUUGAGCCUUUAAAAUCUUCAACCUUUUGGAAUUGGAGUCUCUCAGGUAGCGAGAGAGCAAGAGAAAGUGAUAGAAAUAGAGACAAUUCAGUUCUGGAGGCGUGAACGGUGGAUCUGGUUCUGGAAUUUCACCGGCGCGGAGGGCAGUUUUGGACAAUGAUUGGUUGAGAGAAAGUGGGUUUAGGUGAGAUUUUUAAUGUGAUAAUUUUGGUUCAGUUAAAUGAGUUUUUGAUGGUUUUGCUAGCUCUAAGACUCCAGAUUCAGUUUUGUGAAGACUGAGGAGUGUGAUAGUAAUAGGGGUGAACCAAUGAAAAACGGGAUGAUAGAAUGCAGCGUCUGCCAUUCGAAAUUGGUUUCACCAAAUACCAAACCUUUUUCAAGAGCUUAUGACCGACAUAAGAGCAGGGUAUCAUCAAAGCAACGUGCCCUCAAUGUGCUCUUGGUUGCUGGUGAUUGCAUCCUAGUCGGUUUACAGCCUAUUUUGGUGUACAUGUCCAAGGUGGAUGGGAAAUUCAUGUUUAGCCCAGUUAGUGUCAACUUCUUGACAGAAGCUGCAAAGGCUCUAUUUGCGAUUGUUAUGCUUUUGUUCCAGGCAAAGCAUCAGAAAGUUGGAGAGAAGCCUCUUCUCUCAUUUUCUACAUUUGUACAGGUACUAUUUUUCACUAUUUUCAAAUUUUGAUUUAACUUGGAAUUA